This is a messenger RNA of Amoebophrya sp. A120, 5088 nucleotides long. The record is from the annotation of a GenBank genome assembly. Lineage: Eukaryota; Dinophyceae; Syndiniales; Amoebophryaceae.
ACCGCCGCUGGUGCCGCAGAUGGUGUUGAAGAAGGAGACGCGGCUGCCACACCUGAUGGCGGGAACAACGCCACAAACGGUACAGACGGGAGUGCCAAUGGCACAGAAGAUGCUGAUGUCCUCUCCGGUGCUGGCAACGGCACUGAACUAGCAGGAGCUUCCGACGAGGAACAAGGAGCUGGGGGUAACAACACAUCAGCCGGUGCUGGCACAUCAGAGGAGAAGUCCGUAGUUCCCACGCCACGCAGUGUGAAUCGUACCGAGCCGAGCGCGGAUAUGGUGAAGCAAAAGUACGACGAGCUUCGUAGUAUCGGGGAACUGCAUGCGGACGGCAAGGAUGACGACGGCAAACGGGAUCCGGCGGGCACGUGUUUGAGAAGAAAGCCGCCCUGUUCCAUCAGUAAUAUUGAAGAGGGGAAGUCGGACAACUGCGACCUAACCCGGAUAAAACCCUGCGGUUUUUACGAGCACAACGCGCUACAUAGGAAACUUCUCGCGGGGAAUAACGUUUGCAGCGCGAUGAAUGGCUACAUUGACCCGCACCGGGAUUACCACGAAGGUGUGGAGUACAUUGUACAGUUUGACGGGGCGCAGCUCGGGAUGCCGACGAGUCAGGAGGGGUUUGAGGCGAAUUCUUUUUACGAUGAAUCCGACGGAAAGUGCGAGCGGACGGAAUUCACGAAGUGCGAGAGCAAGUGCUACGAAAUUUUGAUGUACGCGGGCGAGUGCUGGGGAGAAGCACAACUGGUUUUGUCCGGCGGCGAGGACUAUGGAUUGCAAAAGCAGCGUAAAUAGUAGUAAUUGCAAUACAAUUUUUGCGUCAGCAUUUACAACAAAUGGAAUCUGUCAUGCUGGUUUAGCGUAGGAACGAAAGGGUGGAUCUGUGUUGCAUGACUGCAAUUACUACGAGCACGGUGCUUUUGCACUGGAUAAGGACUCGCCCGAUCAUUCUGAAGAUGCGAAGUUGGCCAGAACGUACGACUGCAUGGGUACUUGUGGCACGGCACCCGGUAUCCAAUGCAAAUAUGUCUGGGUCUGGAAGUCAUGCUGUUUUUGCAUGACGCAGAAGGUCUGUCAUGGAAGCCCUAGCAUCACAGAUUUCGAGAAUCUUUCGCAUUGCCUACUUAAUCCGCAUGACAAAUCCCGCCCCAUUUUAGUGGUAGGAAAUGGGCAUCUUUUGCUGCCUAUGCAUUAAAAAUUUGAGUGCGUAGUUGUGAAAUGCGCAUCACAGGUUCGCAUUCUUUCAGACCCAGAUGACCUAUUUACAAUGCAUACCCGGGUGUGCGGAGCACAACGGUGGGGUGGUGGGGUACGCGUCGGAUUGUCUGCGGUAUCGCGUUUGCCACUACAUGUAUCCCAUGCAAAUAUGUCUUGGUCUGGAAGAUUGGGGAACUUGUCAUGCAGGUUUUCCAUGACCCAUGAGGUCUGGCGUGCAGCGCAUAGCAUGACAGAUUCUGUGAGAUCUUUCUCAUGCCUAGCCCCCAUGAGAAACUUCCUCGCAAAUUGGUCAAAAGUGGACAAGUUUUGGCAACAAUGCAACACAGAUUUUUUCACAGUCCAGAGUCAGCAUGACAAGUUGCAACCCGGCAGACCCAGACAUAUUUGCACUGCAUAACAUGUACGAGGAAGCAAAGUUGGAAGCGCCGUUGGGCACAAAAUUGCCCGAGGAGUCCCCGGAUUGCGCAGACGAGCUCACGGACAUGGAGGAUGACGCGGCGUUGACAGCGGCAGGGCUGGAUUUCAUGAGCGGGAGCAUGGUUGCGCCGGCCUGGGAUGUGAAGAAGCCGCGUGCGAGCUGUGAUAACGGGGUGCAGCUGAAAUACAAGGAAACGCGGUUGUUGUGCAACAAGGGGAGCAUAACCGGGUUUGGCCAGCUGUAUUGCGAUGAGGUGGCGGAGGACACGGAAAAAUUCACGGCGUUAGACGAGGAAAUGGAGGCGAUGCUCGUGGCGAUGCGCCCGGUCGAAACCAUUCCGGUAUAACCCGCUCAGGUGUUACAAUCUCAAACGUUACAAUAGAAUCUGAGACCUGUCUUGCAUGAUGAGCAUGACAGAGUCGCACAGCGUUCCACUUUCUGCAAUACAAAUUUUGCCGGAUUUUUGUAGUGGGGUUUGGGGCUCCGGAACUUGUCAUGCGCAAUCCUAUGAGAGUCGGCUAGAUCGUGCACUCCUGCAUCACAGAUUUCCAUAAUUCUAGUGUAACGUUUGAGAUUGUAACGUUUGAGCGGGUCAUACCCGGCACUGGCGAAUUUUACCACGACCGCUGCGCCGGGAGAGGCGGCGGUGGAGACGGGAGCAGAGGAAGAAGGCUCGGAAGCAGGUUCUGGGGAAAAUGCCACAGAAGGUGGUGACGGAGGGGGUGGAAAUAAUGCGACGGAAGGUGGUGGGGAUGGUGGCAAUGCGACAGAAGGGGGUAGUGGUGGAAACGAAACGGAGACAGCAGAAGGCGGUGGGAGCGAAGAAGCUGCGGACAACAGUACCGAGGGGUAUUUGUUCGCGAGAAAGCGUGGCGCAGGAUCAGGAAAAAUGCGAGAUGUUGCUGCGAAAACAAGCAGAAAACCACAGCAACCCGAUGCUACAGCAGCAGCAGCUCCAGAAGAAAUACGUCGCCCUCCGCAUUUUAGUAAUCCGGAUCCGCAAGCGGGGGUCAUCCGGCUGAGAAGUACGGAGAAUAAGGCAGCUAAGGAGGUUGGCGUUGGAGUUGCACCAGCACGAGAAGCAAUCUCAUCACCUGUUGACACAGCAAAAGCAACAGCAUCUCCUUCUUCGCGUGACGAACUGAAACGGCAGAAUCCAGAAGAGGUAGAAGACGGCUUUAGCCGCGGAAAAGACCACCUCCACCAUAAGGUCAGCACUCCGCUGAAACAGCAAGAAAACGACCAUAGCUCAUCGUCAUCUCUGAACGAAAAGAAGGUGCUCGUCAAGAACGACGCAGAAGCUUCACAGCUUUCUAGGCGAAGUAGUGAGAACAAGGAAAAGAAAACGACGAGUGUUCAAACUGAUGACGAUAAAGCGGAAGAAACUGAAGCUGCAAACGCAACGAACCCAACAGCAGCAGCAGACACAGCUGCAGAAGCUUCCAACAGCACCGAAGGCGACACAGCGUCUGUCGACAGCAACGCAACCGCAGAGGCUGCCGCUUCAAGUGCUGCGACUGCAUCCUUUGACCUUCAACAGAACGUAACUGCGACUGCGUCCUUUGACCUCGACGGCGGGGGUGCACCUUCGAAUGACACAGCAGCAGCCGGCGCAGCUUUCGAGGAAAAUAGUAAUGCUACAGCCGCUAUUAAUGUAUCCGCAACCUGGGGCGAGGGGGAGGACGUACACGUAGAGGUGGAAAAGCUAGCCGCAACGGAGAAGGAAAACGGAGCAAAUGAAGUGGACACAGCAGAUAAAAAAACGUCGAAAAAAGAUGACAAAGAAGCUGCUGCGCCUGCGUCGUCUGAAAAAGAUGAAAGCGAGGGUAGCGAAAUAAAACCGAAGAAAAAGAAAUCAGAAGCAGAAGACGAUAAAGAGAAAACAGCAGCAGGCUCUGAAGGAGAUAGCGCUUCUGCAGAUGAAAAGAAAUCUUCUUCUGCUGACGAGGUCCCCAAACUCGAUACGUCCCAAGAUCCAGUUCUGCAACUUGUCGAACUUGCCAUCAACUACGCAUACGAUAAAAUCGCGGGCAUUCACCCAAUCGCAAACGCAACUUUGGACUGGCUCUCCGGGAAUGUUGACGCGGAGAACCCGCAGGAUGAGGAGUUUGGCGAGAGUCAAGUGGUGAUGCACGAGGCGGCGCUGCUUUUGCAAAAUGAGAAGAAGUCUCUUUCUACUUCUUCCAGGCGGGGGCGGAGGAGAAAUCAAAACAAAAACGAGACCAACGAAACAGCUUACGAUUCGGCGGCAAGUUAUCAAAUGCAAAAAUGUCUGGGUCUGGAAACUUGUGAUGCUGGGUGGCGUCUCAUGAUGAGGCCACAAAUGCUGGCUCAGCAUGACAAGUUUCUGAGAUUCCAGGUGUUGCCUAUUCUGCAUGACAAACUGCGUUUCUGCAUCACAGAAAAAUGGAGCUCUUGGGUAACGUGCAUAACAGAUUUAAGAGUUAUGCUAGACAAGCAUGACAAACUUGCACUCUUCCAGACCCAGACAUUUUUACAUUUGAUACAAGUAGCGAAGACGCGGCAACCCCGGAGGAAUCGGGAAACGUGGAUGGGUAUCAAAUAUAAAAAUGUCUGGGUCUGGAAGAUUGCAACUUGUUAUGCUAAAUCUGCAGCAUGCAAAAAUCUGAAUCUGUGUUGCAUGAUUACCAAAAGUCGUCCAGUUUUGACCAAGUCGGGAGCGAGUUUCUCAUGCAGGAUAGGCAUUAGAAAGGUCUCGCAGAAUCUCACAUGCUAGGUCCUGCAUUCCAGACCCCAUGGGUCAUGGAAAAGCAGCAUGACAAAUCGCGCACUCUUCCAGACCCAGACAUUUUUACUUUUGAUAACGGGACUGGGUUAGAGGAAAGUCUAGACGGGGUUUAUCGAGAAGGUGUUGAUUACUACGGAACAAACGGAUCCGGGGCACCUUUUAACGACACCAGCGGAGGAACGCCGGUGAUGCACCCGGUGGACCGACAACACGGGACUUUAAUAGGGAUCGACGGAAAAGGACCUAGUAAUGGGACUGGGCUGUUUGUUCGGGAAAAGGAAAAGCGAAAGGAAAAUGGAAAGAACGCUGGAGGAGGAGGUGGAGAAGAAGACGAUGUUCAGAAGAGGAGGGGUUAUGUCGGUGAGGCUGUAACAUAGUGAUGUCAAAGAAGCUGAAUUUUCUCAUGCCUGGUUUCUGGCUACUGAAGGAUUUUUCAACUCACAUCUAACGACCACGGGUUUUUCCUGUUUGGAGCUUCGUGAGGAUGAAGAUUUUUUUGAUCGAAACCAAAACAGUUUUACCUGAAGAUGUCUCUAAUUGUUUCAGUUUCCUAGAAAAAGACCUUUAGUUCCGAACGAAAAAUUCAUGUUUCCUUGCGGAAGUGAAGGAGAUACUUACGUACGUAAGUAUCCCUACACAUCACGGUCUGCUUCCCGACGAGAAGUUGCGAUGGCUUUCGUGCGACUUUCUGCUCCCAGUGACG